Molecule: messenger RNA, 1461 nt
Organism: Haliotis rubra (blacklip abalone)
Lineage: Eukaryota; Metazoa; Mollusca; Gastropoda; Lepetellida; Haliotidae
Exons: 9
Coding region: 26-1177 (383 amino acids)
Source: RefSeq, a predicted model, not a curated record
UUGUCUUUUCUCUGCGUUUCCAAGUAUGAACGAGAUCCAUCUACCCGAUUUUCAUCAUCUCCAGAACGACGGGGAACUCUUGAACCCUUCUCGUUUCUGGGUGGACAUAAUGAAGUCCCGGGUAGGCAUCAGCAAUUCAUACGCCGAAAAGCUGCUCGACUGGUGUCAGGAUUGUAGGACUAAGCUUGGCACUGUCAGUCAAGAUGCUUGUUCCGAGAGUUAUGAGAUUCGCCAUCUUCUAGACUGCUACUUGAUAUCCUCCGAACAGGAGGCUAAUCAUAUUCUCGCUGUGUCACGUGAUAUGACGACCCAGGGUGGACCCAUCCAUUCUCUAAAAAGAUUGGCCUCGACUAACAGGGGAGGCGUGUUGUCUGAGCACAAGGCCUUGAGCCGGGAACUUCUGUCCCUGACUGAGAGACACAUGGUGUGCCUCAAACAUCUUCAGGAGGUGAAGGAGAGCGGAAUAAUGGCCAUGGCUGCCUCUCGUAAUUAUGAAAGGAGAAUAAGCGAGCUGAAGGCUGAGCUAGUGAAAGUGGGGGAAAGGUCCAAGACGUCUCAGCAAAGUAUGCUGGAGAAGAAAGUCCGGACUCUGGAGUCCAAGCUGGUUAAACACAAUCAGAAGGAGCAGACCCACAAAGCCCGUUAUGAGUGCCUGUUGAAAGAGGAAAGCGAGCUUGUGAACAGGCUGAGAAAGACCUCUGACCAUGCAUGUCAAGAAGCAUGUGACCUGCAGAAGAGUCAGUUGGAGUCCUUGAUCUCCAGUCUCAGAGACUUUGUUGUCAAGACAUGCUCGCCUGACAACGGUGACAGGAGCAGCUUCCUGAAGGCGGCCAUUGAUGACAUAGCUGUCGAUGACAUCAUCAAUGCCACCUGUGAUGUCACCUCACAGAAGUACAUCUUCCCAGAUGUUCAGGCCUGGCAUGGGAAGUUUGGCUUCUUGGAGAAAAUUCCAACCCCGUUCGUCCGAGCAUCGGAUGUGGCCAUUAGACGAGAUCCAAAGAAAGGCCUGACUGAGGAGAACCUCCUGGCACAAGAAAUCAUGUCAGCCAUUGGCCAGCCCGUUCACAGUCGCAGACGCUGGAUCUCUAAGUCUAGUACCAAGAAUGGUGACAACGGGACUUCAACAACAACGAAUCUGUUACUGUCAUCUCAAAAGCUGCAGUGGAGGAGGACGUGAAGUAUCUGGAAGACGUGUAUGUGCGCGUUAUCCGCCCCUUCAAGCCCACCCACCCUGAGCACCUCCAGCUGAAUCUGGGCAUGCGUAUCAAGCAAAAAUUCCCCAUGGACGUACGGGGCAUGUCCUUUGGGUGGUGUCGGCGUGGGCUUGGGGGUCGGAAGAAGCGGCAUGGAUUUUAUCCUGCAGAUCACGUGAUCUUGGAGAACUAGACUUUCAUUUCAUUUCAGUUGUAUAUGUUGUAAAAACUUUAUUUUCUACUGUGAAUACACAUUGAUGAAGGUGUA